This is a messenger RNA of Papilio polytes (common Mormon), 1688 nucleotides long. RefSeq names its product 26S proteasome non-ATPase regulatory subunit 5. The transcript has 7 exons. Gene Ontology annotation, biological process: proteasome assembly. Lineage: Eukaryota; Metazoa; Arthropoda; Insecta; Lepidoptera; Papilionidae. The coding region runs from base 81 to 1595 and encodes 504 amino acids. The record is from RefSeq and is a predicted model, not a curated record. Gene Ontology annotation, cellular component: cytosol.
GUUUUGACAUUUAUUUAAAUCCGUUUUUGUUUUCUUUUCAACAAACUUUAAAUUCAGUUUUGUGCAAAUUGUGCUUGAUUAUGCCGAACGAAGACCGUGAGCUAUUUCAUAAUUUCGUCACAAAACUUCAAACAGAAAAUGACAUAAAACCAAUUUUAAAUGAUAUUAAAAACAUGUUUAGUUUUAAACCACCUUCUAAUGCUAAGAACACCCUGACCUGCCUUGGUGUGUCGAAUAUAAUUCGGUGCCUAGAUGUUCAAGAUAAGGCUAACGUAGAUUUAACUUGCGAAGUCCUAAAAAUAUGUUUCGACAAAUUUGGUGCAGGAGAUGUAAUAAAACAUUUCACUGGCCAUAUUAUGUACUUACUUCGCCACGAUAAAGACUGCGUCAGGAGACUAGCUGUUGAUGAGGUGUUCAAGUCAGUAAAAACUGAUCAAUCAUCAUUUCCAGUUGCUCAACACAUAGAUGUGUUUGUAGCUGUGGCACAACUGAUUUGUGAUAAAGAUGUAGGUGUUGCCACCAAAGCAGUAACUAUUACAUCAGAUUUGCCACCUGAAGUAUACCCUAAAAUAUUAGAAGAAAUGAAAAUUGCUUUGGAUGAAAACAGUAGCUCUAAAUGUCAUGCUUAUGAGGUUGUCUGCAAUAUAGCCAUGAAAUCACCAGAGUUAUUUACCUUAUGUGUUGAACAUGGAUAUAUUGAUCACAUGAUAUCAGAACUCAGCACAGAUGAUAUUUUAUAUCAGCUCAAUAUUCUUGAAUUGUUGUCUAGGUUUGCUGUCAAACCUUAUGGUAUUCAUUAUUUAGUUAAAGAAGGUGGUUUGGAUAAAACUGCCUCAUUAAUUGGAGAUGUUCAAAGGAAUCCUCUUAGUGGGCUUAUGUUACCAGGCUAUUUGAAGUUCUUUGGAAGUAUUGCGCAUCAUUAUCCAAGAGAAAUAUUUGCCAAGUAUCCAGUAUUUUUGAAUAGUUUAUUUGAGGCAAUUGACUCCAGUGACCAGUCAGUGGUAUUGCCAGUGGCUUUGGAUACAUUAGGUUUCAUUGGCACUACCAUUGAAGGAAAAUUAUGCCUGGCUGCAGUUGGGGGUCAGUUUAUUCAAGCAGUAGAUAAAGUUGGAGAUUUGAUAAAAAAUAAUGUUACUGAAAUAAAAAUUAGAGCAUUAAAUUGUUUAGCCAGUUUAAUUAAUGUGGAAAGGGAUAAAGCAAAAUCUAAUCCUAUUGACCAUAGAGUAACAUUAAUGACGAGGGAAUGGUUUAGAAGUCUUAAUAAACCUAAUGGAUCGAUGGAGUUUCUGUUUGAGAUGGUCAAAAAUCCUUUUCCCGAUAUCAAAUUAGCUGCAUUUAUUCUGCUUGAUGCGGUCUGUCAACAUAUGUGGGGUGAACAGGAAGUCGCAAGAGUUGCAGGUUUUGUAGAGUACCUUCUAGAUAGGUCUGUAAGUGAUACAAAGGAGACAAAAGAAGCAAGAUACGACAUAAUUAAAAGAUUGGCACGAUCAUCUGCAUUUGAAUCCAAUAUUCUGACAAGAUUACAAAAAUAUGUUGAGGAUGGUCCGUUUUAUAUGGAAACUAAUUUACAAGUCGCAAUGGAGGAAGGGGACUGAUUUCUAUAUUGUACUUUGUUUAACAUGGCUUAUGUUUUAAUUGAAAUAAAUUACAGAAUGUAAUAAUAAUUAAAUUAUUUUAAAACAUUGGAA